GUGCUUUGGUCUUCAACUCGCGCUUUACUCUUCGUUUCUUUUCUUUUUUCUCGAAUCUUUCUUUCUUUCUUCUUCGAACUCCGUUGCCCAUGUCUGAUACCCCUUGCACAGAAAAUCUCGCGAUGGACCCUCCUCCUGACGAAUUCCGCAACUGGCUGGCUCUGCCCAGGGACGUUACGGCUUCGAUCCUGAUGAGACUGGAUGCAUUCGAGAUUCUGACGAGCGCGCAGAUGGUGUGCUCGCAGUGGCACAACCUCUGCAAAGACCCGUCGAUGUGGCGCGCCGUCCACAUACCCAGCCCCAAAACCCUCCGGGAGUUAUGGAAGUUACCGUACGACCUCGAGGAGAUGUGCCGCCACGCCGUCGAUCGCAGCUGCGGCCAGUUGGUCGAUAUUAACGUCGGGAACUUCGGCACCGACGAGCUCCUCAGGCACAUCGCUGACAGUUCAAGUCAACUCAAACGCAUUCGACUUGUAAGAUGCAAUAACAUUUCAGAUGAGGCAUUGAGUGAAGUGGCUGCAAAACUUCCAUUACUUGAGGAGCUUGACAUUGCAUAUUGUUCAUUGUCAAAAGAAGCUCUGAAAGCUGUGGGCCGGUGUUGCCCUCAUUUGAAAUCACUCAAAUUCAACAAGCGGGGGCGUUAUUAUGAGAUUUAUGAGUACAUGAGUUGCCAGGACGAUCAGUUAAAGCAUGAUGAGGUUGCCCUUGCAAUUGCAGAGAACAUGAGUGAAUUGCGCCACCUCCAGCUUUUCGGAAAUACGCUGACUAACAACGGUGUGCAGGCCAUUCUUGAUGGUUGUCCUCAUCUUGAAUCACUUGACCUGCGCCAAUGUUUCAAUACUAUCUCCCUGACAGAAGAUGUGAGUAGAAGAUGUGCUGAACAGAUUACAGACUUGCGGCUUGUCUUUGAUUCCACUUAUGACUAUGAAUUUGAUGAUUCUUAUGACUUCGUCCCUGACUACAACAGCCUCACAGACUGGUAAGAUGA
This is a messenger RNA of Alnus glutinosa, 988 nucleotides long. Its product is annotated as putative F-box/LRR-repeat protein 23. Bases 90 to 983 code for a protein of 297 amino acids. The transcript is spliced from 2 exons. The record is from RefSeq and is a predicted model, not a curated record. Lineage: Eukaryota; Viridiplantae; Streptophyta; Magnoliopsida; Fagales; Betulaceae. Gene Ontology annotation, molecular function: protein binding.